GUUCUCAACAUAAAUACGUCAGAUCUCCAGCAGUGCAACCCCUUCAAAACUCCCCUCAGACUUCCCUAAAAUUACAUCCCGCACACCUGGUGACCCCUUCUUCUCUUCCUCAAAGGGGUCUCCUCUCUCUCUCUCUCUCUCUCUCCAAAAACCCUAAAGAAAUCCUCAACCCUCCACCACCAGGAUGGCCACGCCCUCCGACGUGGACGGCAUCGACGCCGUCCGCAUGACCUGGAACGUGUGGCCCAGAUCCAAGCUCGACGCCAGCAAGUGCGUCGUCCCUAUCGCCGCCUCCAUCUCCCCCAUCCGCUCCUCCCCCGACAUCCCCAUCCUCCCCUAUCUCCCCCUCCGCUGCAAGACCUGCGAUUGCACGCUCAAUCCGUACUCCCGCGUCGAUUUCCCCGCCAAGAUCUGGAUCUGCCCCCUCUGCUUCCAGCGCAACCACUUCCCGCCCCACUACGCUGCCAUCAGCGAAACCAACAUGCCCGCCGAGCUCUACCCUCAGUUCUCCACCGUCGAGUACGCUCUCCCCACUGCUGCUGACCCGCCUCGGCCGGUGUUCCUCUUUGUCCUCGACACCUGUCUCAUCGAUGAGGAGAUGGACUUUGUGAAGUCUGCCCUCAGGCGGGCAGUCGGGCUGCUGCCUGACCACGCACUCGUCGGGUUUGUAUCUUAUGGCACGCAGGUGCAUGUGCACGAGAUCGGAUUCACAGACAUGUCGAGGGUUUACAUCUUCAGAGGGACGAAGGAACUGUCUCAGGAGCAGAUUCUGGAUCAGUUGGGGCUCGCAGUGGGCCAGCGGGCCCCGAAGGGUGGUCAGACUGGGUUUGGCUCUGGGAUUGACAGUAGGUUUCUGCUGCCGGCAUCGGAGUGUGAAUACACUCUCAAUUCGCUUUUGGAUGAGUUACAGACAGAUCAGUGGCCUGUGGAAGCUGGUAACAGGGCCUCGCGGUGCACAGGUGUUGCUCUGAGUGUAGCAGCUGGUAUGCUCGGCGCAUGCUUUCCUGGUACUGGUGCUCGCAUUAUAGCUUUGGUCGGUGGUCCAUGCACGGAGGGCCCAGGAACAAUUGUAUCAAAAGAUCUGUCUGAGCCAGCGCGCUCCCAUAAGGAUCUUGACAAGGAUGCGGCACGUCAUUUUAAGAAAGCUGUCAAAUUUUAUGAAAAUCUUGCCAAACAGCUAGUUGGCCAGGGACAUGUUUUGGACCUUUUUGCUUCGGCACUUGAUCAGGUUGGGGUUGCAGAGAUGAAGGUUGUCGUUGAAAGGACAGGUGGCCUUGUUGUGCUGGCUGAAAGUUUUGGCCAUUCUGUGUUUAGAGACUCUUUCAAGCGCAUAUUUGAGGGUGGGGAACAAUCUCUUGGCCUUUCAUUCAAUGGCACACUUGAGAUACUCUGUUCAAAGGAUAUCAAAAUUCAGGGAAUUAUUGGACCAUGCACAUCUUUGGAGAAGAAAGGAGCUUCUUCUGCUGAUAUAGUCAUUGGGCAGGGAAAUACAACAUCAUGGAAAAUGUGUGGCCUUGACAAGAGUACUUGUUUGACUGUCUUCUUUGAUAUUUCACCCAGUGAACGUUCCCAAGGCACUUUAAAUCAGCAAUUGUACUUACAAUUUCUAACAAAUUAUCAGAAUCCUGAAGGCCAAAUGAGGCUCCGGGUUACGACUAUUACAAGAAGAUGGGCAGAUAGUUCUGCCAACUCAGAGGAAUUGGUAGAAGGCUUUGACCAGGAGACUUCUGCUGUUGUGAUGGCAAGAUUAAUCUCACUAAAAAUGGAGAUGGAGGAAGAGUUUGAUGCAACAAGAUGGUUAGAUCGAUCCCUUAUUCGUAUUUGUUCGAGAUUUGGUGAUUACCGAAAAGAUGAUCCGUCGACAUUUACAUUAAACCCGAAUUUCUCAAUAUUCCCUCAAUUCAUGUUCAAUCUGCGGCGUUCACAAUUUGUACAGGUUUUUAACAACAGCCCGGAUGAGACAGCUUAUUUCCGUAUGUUAUUAAACCGGGAGAGCAUCUCCAAUUCGGUGGUCAUGAUCCAGCCUUCCUUAAUUUCUUAUUCUUUUAGUUCACCUCCUGCACCAGCAUUGUUGGAUGUAACUUCUAUUUCAGCAGACCGCAUUCUCCUUCUGGAUGCAUAUUUUAGCGUUGUUAUUUUUCAUGGAAUGACAAUUGCUCAGUGGCGCAACAUGGGUUACCAAAAUCUGCCCGAUCAUCAGGCCUUUGCUCAGCUAUUGCAAGCUCCUCAUGAUGAUGCUCAAAUGAUCAUAACAGAUCGUUUCCCUGUCCCCAGAUUGGUUGUUUGUGAUCAGCAUGGCUCCCAGGCAAGAUUUCUUUUGGCAAAAUUGAACCCAUCAGCAACAUAUAACUCUACCCACGAAGUAGCCGCAGGCUCCGAUGUAAUCUUCACAGAUGAUGUGAGUCUGCAAGUGUUCUUCGAGCAUCUUCAGAGGUUGGCUGUGCAGUCCUGAGAGUCAGGUUUUCAGAAGUUUCCUAUUUUCAUUUGGUAGUUCCUGGUGUGAGUUGGCUCUGUAUCUCCUUUUUUUCCUCUCUGCUAUCGGAAUAAGGUAUAUAUAUAUAUAUAUAUCAUUCUUUUGGGUUUUGGAAAAUUAUCAGCUUCCUUGCAAUAAAAGGAGGCAAGGGAGGCUGAUUUGAGCUGCGUGGGGAAAAAGGGAGAAUCAUAUGUAAGUUACAUAGGCCAUGUGGUGGUGGGGUCCAUGGAUUGGAUGAUUCUUGUUAGGUCUUUUUCUUCUUUUUUUUUUCUUUUUUUUUUUUUUUUAAAAUUUCCUUUGAAAAUCCACCAAGCCCCAAAUAUAGUGAUACAUGUUUUUUUUAUUUAAGUUGUGUACUUUAACGGGCUGAAUCUCUCUCUCCCUUUUGUUUUUGGUUUUUUAUUUUUAAAGGUCUGUUUGGAUGCACUUUGCAAUUGAAUAACAUUUCCUCUACUUUCAAGUUGUAUUUGAAAGGAAUGUAAUUGCAAUUCACGAAAUAUGAGAGAACUUCUAUUGCAA
Magnolia sinica is the source of this 2992-nucleotide messenger RNA. RefSeq names its product protein transport protein SEC23 E-like. Lineage: Eukaryota; Viridiplantae; Streptophyta; Magnoliopsida; Magnoliales; Magnoliaceae. Gene Ontology annotation, molecular function: GTPase activator activity; zinc ion binding. Gene Ontology annotation, biological process: COPII-coated vesicle cargo loading; endoplasmic reticulum to Golgi vesicle-mediated transport; COPII-coated vesicle budding. The transcript has 12 exons. Gene Ontology annotation, cellular component: endoplasmic reticulum exit site; COPII vesicle coat. The record is from RefSeq and is a predicted model, not a curated record. Bases 185 to 2452 code for a protein of 755 amino acids.